Molecule: messenger RNA, 2311 nt
Organism: Wasmannia auropunctata (little fire ant)
Lineage: Eukaryota; Metazoa; Arthropoda; Insecta; Hymenoptera; Formicidae
Product: zinc finger and SCAN domain-containing protein 10-like
Exons: 5
Coding region: 1-1053 (350 amino acids)
Source: RefSeq, a predicted model, not a curated record
AUGUGCAGGUCUAGCGGACUAGCGCGGAUCAGGUCACGAUCGUUAAGACUCGCGUCUGGCGAUCUCGGUCAGCAAGAUGUGACCUGGAUGACCAUUGAGCCGGGACCGCCCCGGAAGUCGCGACACGCGAAUUACCUGAAGGAAGCGGAUCUCGCCCUCAAGUGCCCGCAGUGCGGCCGGGGUUACAAGGUCAAGCCCAGUCUGUCGAAGCAUUUGAAGUACGAGUGCGGCGGUCGCAGGAACUUCUCCUGCGAGCUGUGCGGGCGGAGUUUUACGCAGAACGUUAGUCUACGCCGUCACCUGAUGCAGAGCCACAACUUUUUUAAGCCGCCGAGGAAGCCGUGUGGCCGGAAGAUCGUCAAAUCCACAAAUACAGAGUACAUAUUACCUAGUAGCAAACGUAAUAAUAAAUCAGUCACAACGAGACGUCAUAAUCCUGUUAUAUUUUUUUAUGCAUUUAAAGUAUUUAUUAUUAUUAUUAUCACGGCGCACACGCCGUUUUCUAAUUUUCUUCUCGGCGCCGUCUUAUGCCGGGAACUUCAUAUUACUACUACAUAUAACAAAUCCAAAUUCUCGGAAUUCCUGAAGUCGCCGACGUCACCCGCGACCGCGGUUGACCUCACCAUCGCCAAUUCGGUUCCCUUAAACCCCAACUUGCUUCCGCUGCAUCUAUCGAUGUCAUCCGUGCCUGUGUCUGUAACGCCUAUAGCUCCUGUCGCGCCUGUGACGCAGGACUCGCACUGGAGGUUGCAGGACUCCAAGACGUACGUGUGCCCUGAUUGCGGCAAAGGUCUGUCCCACCGAUACACCCUGGAGCGCCAUCGCAGGACCGUUUGUGGCAAGAUACGCAAUACUAAGGGCAAAUGGAAGUGUAAUUUUUGUACCAGGAGAUACGAAUCCUUGGGGAGCCUGUCACGUCAUAACAGAUUCGAAUGCGGUGUGCCGCCCAAGUUUUUCUGCAUUUUCUGCCCCAAGAGGUUCACCCAACAAUGCAGCCUGAGCAGACAUUUGAAAAAGAUACACAUCGAUAAGACAAACAAACAAUAUCAGUAAUCAGUCGCGUUGAAAUCGAUGCGCUCUUCAAAGUAGACCAACAACAACGCUGCUUCAGAAUAAACAACAAUUCGCAUGGGGUACGAUCGCGCGAGAAGAUUCCGUGCGGCGCCGGAAAUGGCGUUGCUACGUUUAUUCUUGCCAAGAAAUCCGUAGAAGAUCAGAAGAAGAACGACGAGUUGUUGUGUUAAAUAAUCAAGCGAUCAAAUGAACAUCAGUAGUUACUGUAGCUUUGGAAAAAGUUUCUUUUUAUAAAAAACAAUUCUCGAGGGAAUUAAAAGUGAAAGAUUAAUUAUCGUUCAAAAAACUAUAUUAGGUAAAAGAGAUUAGGUGAAAAAAGUGCUGCUUUAGAAUAAGCAAUAGUUCCUUGAGAAAAAAAGAUUGAACAAAAUGAGCUUUAAAAUCGAUUAGGAAUUGAAUUUUUUCGCUGUUUGAGAAGAAAGCGAUUUCUCCGAAUAGUUUUGGAAUACGAAGAGGUUCCUCAUGAAGAAAGUUUUGUUAUAAUAAGCGUCCCAUGUCGUUACUAAUAAAAGGCUUUUCUCAAAUAAUCGCGUUCGGAUGAUUCUCGAGCGUGUUAGUUUUUAAGGAAAGUCGAUAAGAUUCACAUUCAAACUUUUAAGAAUAUCAACACUUUUAAGAAUAUCCUUUUUGUUAGAAACAAGAGUUCAGACGUUCGUUUCGGAAGGGAAAAUGCGAAUCAUUUGAAAAUGUUUCCUUUAAGUCAACACACUUUUUGGUUUUUACCAUAUGAAGAAUUACACGUGUGCAUUGCUGCUCAAUUUUUAACAUAAAAUGCAUACGUUAUCUUCUUACAUUAGAAAUACAAAUCUCUUGAUACCGAUAAUAUGUAUUUCUGCUUAUCAAUUUUUGUUAAUAAACAGCUUAAUAAAACAGGUUACACUCCUUAAUAUCGUGCACCUUUAUGUGCACCUUCCAAUUUUAAUCAAUUUUUUUUGCUUUAGCGCAGUAUCAAUUAUUGAUAUAGAUACACAAUCAUAAUUUACAAAUCUUAUCUUAAUAUAUUAAAAAUAUAAAAUGUAUAAAAUAAAAAAAAUUUUUAUUAUAUUUAUAUCUUUUUAAAUAUAAAAAUUUUUAUUGUGUAUGCAUUUAUACAUAUUACUACAGCUAUGAAUUUCUUGAACUAGAGAAUGAUUUUGAAAGUAGAAGCGAUAAGAGGUUUCUCGAAAUUCUGAACUGUAAUAGUAUGUAUUAAAUUGUAUUAAAAUUCUUUUUUAUCAAAUGUUUGACUUACAUAAUU